This is a messenger RNA of Adelges cooleyi (spruce gall adelgid), 3286 nucleotides long. RefSeq names its product lysosomal alpha-mannosidase-like. Gene Ontology annotation, biological process: mannose metabolic process. Gene Ontology annotation, molecular function: alpha-mannosidase activity; carbohydrate binding. Gene Ontology annotation, cellular component: lysosome. The coding region runs from base 162 to 3158 and encodes 998 amino acids. NCBI's taxonomy places the organism in Eukaryota, Metazoa, Arthropoda, Insecta, Hemiptera, Adelgidae. The record is from RefSeq and is a predicted model, not a curated record. The transcript is spliced from 16 exons.
UUCAUUAGUGUUGGUCGGUUUAGUAUUUUCCUUCAAAACCUAUUUUAAUGAUAUAGUACCGAAAUAAUAUAUUUAUUCUAUAUUAUCAUUUGUUGGACCUUAAUAUUUAAAAUAGUUUAAGUUAGUGACAACAAACUUAGGCUAUUUAAGCCUACUCUAUAAUGAAGGUAUUGAUUUUACUUUCGGUGCUUUUCGUUGGAGUUUGUGCUGGACCUUGUGGAAAUAAAGUUACAGGAAAAUGUGGUUACGAGUCUUGUCAUCCAGUCAAAGAUGGGUAUCUAAACGUCCAUUUUGUUCCUCAUUCUCACGAUGAUGUCGGUUGGCUGAAAACUGUAGACCAAUACUAUUAUGGAAGCGAGGAUUCUAUACAAACGGCGGCCGUGCAAUUUAUAUUAGACUCAGUUGUUGAAGCUCUGUCAAAAAAUCCAGAUCGAAGAUUUAUUUAUGUGGAAACCGCAUUUUUUUGGAAAUGGUGGGAAAAACAAAACGAAGAAACCCAAGCGACGGUUAAAGAUUUAGUAUCGUCUGGCCGCUUAGAGUUUAUCGGUGGAGCUUGGAGCAUGAACGAUGAGGCAAAUGCUAACUACAUUUCCAUUAUAGACCAAUUCACCUGGGGUUUGAGAAAACUAAACGAUACGUUUGGCGAGUGUGGUAGGCCGCAUAUCGGAUGGCAAAUUGAUCCGUUUGGUCAUACCAGACAAAUGGCUACGAUUUUCUCUCAGCUUGGCUAUGAUGGUCUUUUCUUUGGUCGUCUUGACAAUGAAGAAAAAACACAAAGGCUAGAAAAUAAAACCGCUGAAAUGAUUUGGCAAUCAAGCCCAAAUCUAGGCAGGUCAGCUGAUCUUUUCACACACGUUCUGUACAACCAAUAUAGUGCACCAAAGGGUUAUUGUUUCGACAUCUUAUGUGGCAUGGACCCAAUAGUUGACGAUGAAAUGAGUCCUCAGUACAACGUAGAUUGGAAGGCUAAAGGACUGAUUGAUUUCAUUCAAAACCAAUCUAGACAUUACAAAACCGAUAAUAUCAUAUUGACUAUGGGCGAAGAUUUUCACUACACUGCUGCCGGAAUAAAUUUCUAUAGUAUGGAUAAAAUAAUUAAAUACAUAAAUUCGAAACAAUCGUCCGGAAGUAAAAUUAACGCUAUCUAUUCAACGCCGUCGUGUUACCUAAAAGCUGUAAACGACCGUAAAGAAACGUUUUCUACUAAAAGUGAUGAUUUCUUGCCUUACAAAAGUGACAAACAUUCGUACUGGACCGGAUACUUUACCUCAAGGCCAACACAAAAGUAUUACGAACGAAAGGGUAACAAUAUUCUACAGACGUGUAAGCAACUCGCAGUGCAAAGUAUGGAGGGAUUAAAAUACGAAUCAAAAAUCACACCUCUUCGCGAAGCAAUGGGCGUAAUGCAGCACCACGACGCCAUAACUGGCACGGCUAAACAGCAUGUGGCGAACGAUUAUGCCAGAAUACUAACCGAGGCGAUAUCAAAAUGUGAAGAAGCAUCGUCUGCUGUUUUAUUGGAAAUUAGCGGUUUUAUAAAAUCGAAUUACACAACUUGUCCAUUGAUGAACAUCAGCGCGUGUGCCGUUUCUGAACAAAGUGACCAAUUUGUGGUGACUAUAUACAAUCCACUUAGCAGACCGAUAACUGAAUUUGCACGUCUGCCCAUUUCCGAUAAUGACUCGUACGACGUAAUAGAUCCUCAGAAAAAAAAACUCAUUACACAAAUAGUGCCUAUACCGGAAUCGGUUAUUAACUUACCUGGUAGAAAUUCAUCCGCCACAGCCGAACUCAUAUUUGAAGCCACUGAUUUGCCUCCGCUGGGUUACAAAGCUUUUAUCGUCCGUAAAGACCAUACCAAACAAAAUCAAAAUAGAAUACACACUCAACAGACUCAACCAGAGAUUGAUUCUGUAGACAUAGGUGAUAAGCGUUUCGGUUUAAAAAUCAACACCAAAGAUUCGAGUCGAUAUGAAAUGUAUGUAGACGGUGUAGCAGUUCCAUUACUUCAAAACUUCCUGUACUACAAGAGCAUGGCAGGAGAUAACAGAAAAGCUAUCAAUAGAGCAUCUGGAGCAUAUAUAUUCAGACCGAACGGAACGGCAUUGCCUAUUUGCGACCACAGCAACGAGUCUAAAAUAUUCAAAGGGCCUUUAGUAGAAGAAAUACAUACAACUUGUAAUAAUUGGACGAGUCAAGUAAUUAGAAAGUAUAAAGGAGAAGAUCAUUUCGAAUUUGAAUGGCUCGUUGGACCUAUACCGAACAAUGAUGGAAUUGGAAAAGAAGUUGUAUCCCGAUUUAAAAUUCCACAAUAUCAUAACGACAACACAUUCUAUACGGAUUCAAACGGCCGGGAAAUGUUGAAACGAGUUUUGAACUAUAGAAGUUCGUUCGAUUUAAAAGAAAACGUAGAAAACAUAUCCGGCAAUUAUUAUCCAAUAAAUUCGCAAAUAAUGCUAACAGAUGGUCGAACUCAGUUAGCCGUUCUUAACGAUAGAGCUCAAGGUGGGUCAAGUCUCGACGAUGGGGAACUUGAACUUAUGGUGCACAGGCGAUUGUUUCACGACGAUGCGUUUGGUGUCGAUGAAGCGUUAAAUGAGCGAGCCUUUGGAACGGGAUUAAUAGCGAGAGGCCAACAUUAUUUAACCUUUGGUUCAGUCGAUAAACAAUACGCUGUUCAAAGAUUAUUGGCACAAAGAAAACUUAUCAAACCUCAGUACUUUAUGUCAAUAAAUAAUUCCGACAUCACCUUCAACGAACUUAUUGAUAAUACAGUUAUGCAGUAUUCUGGUAUGCGAAAUCCACUGCCAAAUAAUGUAAAAUUACUCACGUUAGAACCGUGGAAAGAAGGAACUAUACUGCUCAGAUUGGAGCACAUAUUUGAGUUUAACGAAGACAAAAAUUUAUCGAAAUCAGUUGUUGUAAAUAUUCAGGAUGUAUUUCUGAAUUUCCAUAUUAUAUCGCUUAAAGAAACUACUUUGGGAGCCAAUCAGUGGCUUUCGGAAAAUAUUAGACUCUCUUGGAAAUCUGAUGAUAAAUCGACGCCAAGCAGUGACCAGAUUGAUAAAAACACUUUUACAGAAAUCGAUCCCAAACACAUUUUAUUAACUCCAAUGCAAAUAAGAACAUUUGUGGCUGAAAUAAUAGCAACGCCUUAACACUAAUGCCGCUGUUAAAAUAAAUAAUAUUUAUAAUCAUAUUAUUGUUUUAUAUCAAAUGAAUUAAACACAUUAUUCUAGCUUAGUCUCUAUAAAAUAACGCUGUUUUUUCUUACAAUAUACUGUUU